Messenger RNA from Schistosoma guineensis, 1437 nucleotides. The record is from the annotation of a GenBank genome assembly. NCBI's taxonomy places the organism in Eukaryota, Metazoa, Platyhelminthes, Trematoda, Strigeidida, Schistosomatidae.
CAGUGUAAGCGGGGUUAUUAAGUCAAAUUUAUGGCGCGGGUCUGACAUUUUCUUAUGGCUAGUGGUUCACGAGAGUUGCUUAGACUGUUUGCGGCAACAGUAAAUCCACCACCCUUCAUAUAAUAUAUUUUCAGAUACAAGAUGCAAGUACUUUAGCUGGUGAGAUGCGAUUUAUUGAUCUCAACUCUGCUUUCAAAAUGACUUGUGAGCUUCAGCAGCGUGUCGUCGACCUUAUAUACUCACAUAAAAAGCACUUAAGAACUUUAGAGGCCAUUGUCCGAAUCAAACAAGAAGACACAAGUUCAAAUCUAAAUGGAGAGUCUCAAUGUCAGCAACAAACUCGUGACGAAAGUGAGACUGAUGAACAAGUAGAUCAUGAAAGUACUGUACCAGUCAACAAUGAUGAAUUGCCAAGCAAUAACAGUCAAGAGGAUCAACCGAUGUGUAACACGGAGAACACAAACAAAGAAGCUAUAAAUAAAGUAUCUGCUAACAAUCAGACAAAUAUUAUUUCUGAUGCCCUCACAACAAACUCCAUUAAAGAUGCAUGCGGAGCAACAAAUGAUAAACAUAGACUAGUCUCUAUAGAAUCACUAUAUCAUGAUAUGUUGCCUGGUGCUUUUGAUAAUAGUUCAACUAAUGAAAAUGUGCAGUGUCAUGCUUGUCAGUUAAGAAAUCAAGUACAAAAUGGAAUGACCAUUAACAUGGUUUGUGCAGCAUGCCCUGGUUUUCCUCGUAUUUGUUCAGCACAAUGCUUCCGUUGGUGGCACAGCGUUCACUUAUUGACACCAGUUAAUAAGGACUCCAAGUCUAUAGAAGAAGAUAAAACUUCUACAAUAGAAAACUUAUCAAGAAGUUUAAGUCCCUCUGAAUUCCAACAAUCAAGAAGAACUAAAGAAUACAAAGCUCAUACAAGAUCACUUCCUUUACUUUCCGCAUCAGGUGAUCUUAAACCGGAUGGACGAAAAAGAAAACGUAAAUCUCAUAGGUUUACACAUGUAAAACGACAUCCUCCUCAAGGUACUUCAUUUUGGGUUAAACAAUCUAAUAAUAUUAAUCCUAUCACUGUACAACCUAAGGCUGGUCGCCCACGAAAAACACAAGUUUACAUGAAUAUUAAAGAUCCAGAAUGGACACCUUACAGAAAAUAUUGAUCAUUACUAAACUAGAUACAAAUUAAAGAAAUGAAAAUAUACACAAUAUUUUUCUUCAAUAUAUUUAUAUACAAAUAUGAUUACACUUUAUUUUUCAGCUUUUGACAAAUCUCUUCUUCUUCUUAUAAAAUAUAUAGAUCAGUGUCAUUUGAAAUGUGUUAUUCUUGAAAGAAAUUCUCAUUAACAAUAUAACGAAUACAUUGCAUAAGUUGAUUACGUUCUUUUCGAAUAUCUUCAGCUAAUAACUAAAUCAGUGUAAUUGUGAAAAAAUAUUAAUUAAAAU